This is a messenger RNA of Nerophis lumbriciformis (worm pipefish), 1257 nucleotides long. The record is from RefSeq and is a predicted model, not a curated record. Lineage: Eukaryota; Metazoa; Chordata; Actinopteri; Syngnathiformes; Syngnathidae.
AUGAUCCACAGCGUGUUCCUCAUUAAUCACAUGGGAGACAUAUUCCUGGAGAAACACUGGAAAAGCGUCGUUAAUCGCAGCGUGUGCGAUUACUUCUUCGAAGCCAAGGAGAAAGCGCUAGAACCUGAAAAUGUGCCUCCCAUCCUGCAGACCCCUCAUCAUUACCUCAUUAAUAUAUACAGAGGGAAGCUCUUCUUCCUCGCUGUCAUUCAGACUGAAGUGCCUCCACUGUUCGUCAUUGAAUUCCUGCACAGGGUUGCAGACACACUUCAGGACUACUUUGGGGAAUGCUCUGAAAGUGUGAUCAAAGACAACUUGGUGACAGUGUAUGAGAUCCUUGAAGAGAUGCUUGACAAUGGCUUUCCGCUGGCAACAGAGUCCAACAUCCUCAAAGAAAUGAUCAAGCCUCCCACCAUCCUGCGAUCUGUCGUCAAUACUCUCACGGGUGGGAGCAACGUUGGAGACACACUACCCACGGGUCAGUUGUCCAAUAUCCCCUGGAGGCGCGCUGGUGUUAAAUACACAAACAAUGAAGCUUACUUUGAUGUCAUUGAGGAAAUAGAUGCCAUUUUGGACAAAUCAGGUUCUACAGUGUUUGCAGAGAUUCAAGGUGUGAUUGAAGCCUGCGUCAGGCUCACGGGGAUGCCUGACCUUACUCUGUCCUUUAUGAAUCCCCGUCUCCUGGAUGAUGUCAGCUUUCACCCGUGUGUGCGGUUCAAGCGCUGGGAGUCAGAGCGCGUCCUCUCUUUUAUACCACCUGAUGGCAACUUUACCCUCAUGACGUAUCACGUCAGCUCACAAAAUCUGGUGGCCAUUCCUGUGUACGUGAAGCAGAACAUUAGCUUCAUGGAGACGGGCUCUUGCGGCCGUCUGGACAUCACAAUCGGGCCGAAGCAGACAAUAGGGAAGACGGUGGAGGGCUUGCUGGUCACCAUCCACAUGCCUAAAGCUGUGCUCAGCGCCAACCUUACUGCCACUCAAGGCAACUACACGUACGACCUCACCACCAAGGUGCUUGUUUGGGAUAUCGGGAAGCUUAACCCCCAGAAGCUUCCCAACCUGCGAGGAAGCCUGACUGUGCAGUCGGGUGCGCCGAAACCUGAGGAGAACCCCUCGCUCAACAUCGACAUGAAGAUCCAACAGCUGGCCAUAUCAGGCCUGAAGGUGAAUCGUCUGGACAUGUACGGAGAAAAGUACAAACCCUUUAAAGGUGUCAAAUACCUCACCAAAGCGGGAAAGUUCCAAGUGCGGACCUGA